UCCCUCUUUACGAUGGUUCUGGAGGCAUCCUAGACCAGCAGACCUUGCAGCUGCUGGACCAUCAUGCUUUGCAGCUGAAUCACAUGGUGACAGUGUUCCACACCCUGGCACUGCAGCCGGCUCCUACUACUGAACAAGGUCUGAAAGACCUGGAGACCAAGCUGACUGUUGUGACUCUGAUCUCCCAACACCUGCAAGUGGUUCUGUGGUUUAUUAGGAACAAGCUGCUGCCGGAAUGUGUCGAGGGUUAUGCACCCCCUAUGAGGGAGGAAUUUUGCUACAAGGCAGCCACACUGGCACAGAACUACAGAAACAGAAGGGCAGAGCUAGCCAGGAUAGUCGGACCCAGUGGUGACUCCGACCUGCUCCUGAUUGACGGCAUGGUGUCACAAGUGGGAGAGCCCAUCACCAACCUGUGGGAGAGGGAUGAGGGAGGGACAGGACAGUACCCACCCCCCAGCCUCAGAGUCACAUAUCUUAUUCUAGACAUUUUGUCCAUGAGUCAAGACCCACAGCAAGAAAAAUUUUCGGAACAGCUUGGGCUGUUCCCCAACUCGUUCUCCCUCCCUCUGGGAGUCAACAAACUCAUCCAGGGUGCCUGGCUACUGGACCACAAGGACUUCGAGGAAGCCUUGACAGUUCUGUUGGACCCUUCCGUACGGGCGUGGCUGUCUCCAUGGCAACACCAGCUGAUCCUCAAAUCGUUCCUGUACCAAGGGGAGUCUGGGAAGGCGCUACAGUACCUCCGUGUGUCCCAGCCGGCCAUGCACGGGCACGAGGGGGUUAAACUGCAGCUCACAGUCCUGCUGGCUAAUGGGUAUCUGGUUAACCCUCUGUCUGCUAAGCCUGUACUACAGUACCUCAGGGUGUCCCAGCCGGCCAUGCACGGGCACGAGGGGGUUAAACUGCAGCUCACAGUCCUGCUGGCUAAUGGUCUGACAGCAGAAGCGAUCCAGUUCCAGCAGAGUUAUCGUGAUGAGGGAAACACGGAGGAGCUUCUGGAGCAUCUGUUCCUGGGCUGCCAGCAGACAUUUACAGUGGACAAACUGCUGCAGCUGCCAUUUGAUGAUGUGGAACAGAAGUGCCUAGUGAAGUACCUCCAGGAGAGUCCAGAGCCGAACUCUGCUGAGCUGCUGCUGGUGUUCUAUCUACAGAGGGGACGGUUUGUGGACGCCGUGAGGCUCAACGAUCUGCUGAAACAGGAUGUCAUGAUGGAGCACGAUGCCCAGGCCCAGCAAAGAUCUGCCACCAGGAACGCCAUCCUGGAGACCUACAUGAGACUGUUGCCUGGUGUGCAGAGAAAGCUAUCCUUCGGGCCUGAACAGGCUGCACCCAGGACUCAACUCAUGAGGAGGGAAGUGUCCCGUCCCCAGCCCCUGUCUACUGUGCUGCACCGCGGUACAGAAGCUCGAGUGGUUUCUCAUGCCACCAUGCUGAACCUGGUGCUGAACAAGGUAGCUGAGGCGAGAACUCAGCCCUAUGAACCAACUACUCCAUUCAGGAGAAGACAUAUCGGUUCCCCACUGGUGACAGAGAAUGAGCCGUUUGUGGGAACUCCAGUCACACCACGAAGUGCACCAAGAGUCAGAGAGACGAGUAAGGUGAUCUACCCGACCCUGGAUGAAAUGGUGGCAGAAGCUCAGGAGGAAACACCUGUCAAACACCUGGUCUCACCUGGCCGACGCCCUCGCACCUCACCUGUAGGACUGCUGGAGAGACUCAGAAGACACACGAUGAACCUUGGUGCAGACGCCCUUUCCCUGCUGUCCACUCCCCCUGUAAAGCGUCGCCGGGCCUCCUACACCCAACAUCUACCCGAGGCAGCCCCCCAGCGCACCCCUCCCUCCAUCCUAAAGGUCCGCAAGGCUGUCAGGAAGUCUGUUAGCCCUCAGAGGGAGGCCAAAUCAAGGCAGGCGACAGGUUCUAUCUCAGAUUUUGCCAUGCCCACGCCACCCCGCUACCAGCGCAGAACCAUCGGUUUCGCUGAACCUCCCAAAGAGCAGAAAGAGACGCCCAGGAAAAUCCGGUUUGCUGCCGAAACCCCCGGGCUGCCACCCUCUCCUGACAUAGAGAAGUCGUCCCCUCUCCAGUUUGAGCCGCCGUGUUUUGAUGAGGAGAGAGAAGCCAGCCCGGACCGAGCCUCUCUGGAGGCCGUGGCAGAGGAUGAUGCAGUUGCCAUGGAGACCAUGGAGGUGGAUGAUGAGAUCACCUUUAACCUCAGCAGGGGAGACGGGCUGGCAGAGGAUGAGGAGAUGGAAGAUUAUCCCUCUCCUCCCAAGCCCAUGCGCCUCCUGUUGUCUCCUGCCACCAUGACCCCACCCGACACUCCGGAGAGCACGUCACGUCUGCCGGCCAAACCCGCCACCGUAGAGCUGGCCUCUCAGCCUGGACAUGUUUCUCCUGUAAAAGUGGAACCAACACCUGAAGUCUCAGUACCAGAGUCUACAGCUAGUGUUGCUGCCAAGGGAGUGAGGUUUUCUGCUGAAGAAGAAUCAGAAGUACAAGAACCAGCAACCCAGUUGCCAUCUGCUGUGGUGAUGGAAGAAGCUCCAGGAUUGGCUGAAACAGAGGCGACACCCACAGAAGCAGCCACCCUAUUGGUCGAGUCAUCUGCUGGGGUUAUGGAAGAAGCUCCAGGAUUGGUCGAAACCCAGGCAACAGCUAUGGAAGCCGACUCCACAUUGGAUGAGCCACCAAAGUCAGUUUCUCCACUAGUAACACAAUUGGCCGAAACAUCUUCAGUUCUCACAAACAUUGCAACAUCAGUUGAAGAAGAAACAAAGCCUUCAAAUCUGGCCGAGAGGGUUGUCCAACCUCAAGUAACUUAUCAAGCCAGUAGCAAAGAAGUUAUUGUGUCGACUGUAGUUGAAACAGAGCCUAAAGUUGCUACACCGACUGUAUCAACUUCAGAACCAACCCAGUCACCACGAAAGCCAAGCCCUGUGAAAGAAGCCGCGCCAUUGGCUGAGCCGUCGUCCUCGGUGGAUGAUACACCAAUGAGAGGGCAGGUUACAGGUGUGGAGCAGUUUAAACGGUCGCUGAGGACCAGAAGCCGGAGUCCGCUCAAGGCCACCAGAAGGUCAAGUUCAGAGGGCGGACUGGAAACGGAGGGGAGAUCUGAAAGGAGAGUAACCAGAGCCUCUUUAGCGACCAACAAGACGUUUACUGAGAUCGGUACCCAGUACCCGACCCCGGCCCCGCUGAAGACAGCCGCCGUCUCAGAACUCAGGGCAGCUGAGGUCAGGGUCAAGUCUGAACCUCAGGAGCUUCCACAGCAGGACAGGAAAGAAGACAGUGAGCAGACCCUGAGACUGAGCACGGAUUCGGAGCCAGAGGACACCACGACCUUCACCAAGGUCAAGGUCAAACAGGAGGUCCCAGAGCCAGAAAGCCACUAUGUGUUUUCACCACCGGUCACCAUGGUGCCCAGGUCUGAACAGAGAGGUAAGGACCACACCACCCCUGCGCAGGUGCCAAACUUUGUGUUCUCCCCACCGCUGACCCGGUCCCGCGGCAGAUCCUCCAUCGCACCGGCCGCACCAACCAGCACCGGGCGCAGUCACAGGAGUGUCAGGAAGACGAGAAAAGACGCCAGCCCUGUUCAGACCCCUCGAGUUGAGGAAGUUGCAGCAUCCCCAAAAGCUGCCUCCCCGGUGCCUGCGACCCCCCCGCCCAUGGAAGCUGUGGAGAGUCCGGAAAGUGUCCUGCGGAGUGGGAGGGUGGUGAAGAAGGAGACUCCGGUGAAAUCACCGACUGGGUACCCACACAGGAAGCCUCGUGGGGGCAGGAAGGCUGCAACCACCAGGACUAGGAUGAAGAAGCCGAAGUUGCCACACGUUGAGCCGUCGGACAGCCCCAUCAGUUUCAUCUCUCCCGUCCCGGAGGAGUCCCCGGCCACCAGAACUCGCAGCCGGCGCAGGGUGGUCAAAAACCAGCCGCAUCCCAUGAGCCUCAGGCAGAAAAAAGCACCCAAAAUCUAACAGCUCCUCUUCUGUAGGAAAACAUUAAAAAAUGUAUUUCCUGUAGCAAGAAAUAAAUUCCUGUAUCAUGUUGCUGCCAUGAUACAAGAAAAUUAAUCAGUUGUAUCCUACAUGAGUGUGAUGGAAAACCAACCCCAAACAUGAAUCUGAGGCAUGAUAAAACACCCAAACUCUAGUCUAGCACAGAUUAUUAUUAUACUGACAUUAUAAGAAGUAACUUAAAGAAGAAGUUGUGAACCAUCUAUUUUAUCCUAAGUUUGGUAAAAUUAGAACAGCCCCUAAUAUUAGUCUGAGGCAAUAAGAAAGCACCCAAACUCUAGACAGAUACAUAUUGCGAUACAAGAAGUAAUUAUUUGUUGUAUCCUACCUAAGUUGGGGGGAGAAAACAGCACCAAAUCUCAGUCUGAGGCAUUAGAAAACACCAGACCUCUAGCAUAUGUACAACAGUUACUACUUGAUUGUAUUACUGUCUGUUUUUGUAAGAAAAGAACUGUUGAAAAGAACUGUCAGGCUCGAACUGUAUCAUAGGUGUGAUGAAAAACCAGUCCCACUCCAUUAAUCUGAGUCAGAAUAAAGCACCCAAACUCUAGCAGCUGAUAUACUGUACAUAUAUUUGUACUGUUGCAGAAAAGAACUUACAGAAUAUCCAGGAAAAGUGGUGAAUAUCUAUUGUGAGAACAGAGUACAUGUAUGUAAGAGUUGCAAAUCAGCGCUUAAACUCUAUCUACUUAAGAACACAGUUGUUCUCUUUGCUACAUCAAAAACAUAAUGAGAGGUGGCAGAGGGUUUGCUACAAGUACUGUAACAUUAAAUGUAUAAUAUUAUCAUAUCAUUAUCCUAGUCUAUACAUGUAUGUAGCCAGACAAGUUGUCACACAUGCUAUGUUGCGAGGGGUACAUGGAAAGGUUGCUGAAUACAAAACAUUGUGCUGUAACUAUUCUAUCGUCUUUCUUCCUAUUAUUUUCUGCUCAUGAAUUCAUCAACAAAUGUCAUUAUGGAUUUGGAAUCUAGAAAAACAAUUAAGAACAAGCUACUUGUCUUGAUGAUAUGGGAGAGAGUUAGUGAUAUUAUGAAAUCCUUAUAUGUUAUGGAAAUGCUUGAUUGAAAGGGAUACUUAUUGAAAAUUUGAUAAUGUGUCUUGAAUUUUUCUUACAU
Molecule: messenger RNA, 5135 nt
Organism: Branchiostoma belcheri (Belcher's lancelet)
Lineage: Eukaryota; Metazoa; Chordata; Leptocardii; Amphioxiformes; Branchiostomatidae
Product: protein ELYS-like
Source: RefSeq, a predicted model, not a curated record